This is a messenger RNA of Pseudomyrmex gracilis, 4304 nucleotides long. Its product is annotated as rabankyrin-5. Lineage: Eukaryota; Metazoa; Arthropoda; Insecta; Hymenoptera; Formicidae. Gene Ontology annotation, cellular component: cytoplasm. The coding region runs from base 375 to 3740 and encodes 1121 amino acids. The record is from RefSeq and is a predicted model, not a curated record. Gene Ontology annotation, molecular function: metal ion binding; protein binding. The transcript is spliced from 12 exons.
AAACGGAACGCACUUGUUGGCAUAUACUUUCGUAUGUCAAAUAGAUUUACAGGAAGAAGCCAAUCAUAGACAAUAAGCGCAAAGCGCUUGACAAGCGCGGAGUUCCGCUGAACGUGGUCAACGAAUCAGAAUGAUUUGCACCAACUACACAGACUGGCGUAUGGACCAACCGAAUGGUCUAUAUAGCCAUAACUGCAAGGAAGAAAAAAAGACGAGUCUUCAGCAACAGAAUCUCUAUCACUAGCGUUGUUACCAAUCAUUUGGUUGUUUGUCUCAGUUUGACAGAUCUACGCACAGAUAAACAUGCAUUAAAUUGAUAGUUAAUAUGCAAUAAUAUCAUAGUAAAAACCAAAACAAUAAUUUCCUUUUGCGUCAUGGAGAAUUCUAUGGAAGCACAAAAGUGGCAGCAGCAUCUCUCACUGCUACGAGAACAAUACGUUAAUUUGUACAAUUCUAAUAUAGAACUUCAAAAGGAAUAUGCAAUUCUUACAGCCGAAAAACAGGAAGGUGGAUUUGUUAGUAGACUUCUGGCAACAAUAGCAUCAUUGUAUUGUCAGCAUCGUUAUAGUGAUGUCACUAUAAAACUUGUUAAUCAAGACGUACCAGCACACAAAUUUAUAUUGUCUGCCAGAAGUGAUUUCUUCAGUGAUACAGCUCUUGUUGAAAAGACUGUUUUAGAUUGGAGCAAUUUGAAUAGCACAGUUGCAAUGAUACUAUUAAAAUGGAUUUACACAGGCAAGGUGUCUCAAGAAAACUUAACUUUAGAUUUAAUGAAAGCAGCUGCUGGCUUUCAGUUAGUAGAACUAGUAGAUCAGUGUGAAAGAUAUUUGAUUGGAAUUGUGGGAUUGAAAGAUUGUGUGAUAUUAUAUGCAGCAGCUGAAGAACUAGGCACCGUAAAAUUAAAGGAGCAUUGCAGUUCUUUAAUUUCUGCACAUUGGGAAGAUUUAACAGGCGAAGAUUUCAAAGAGAUGCCAGGAUCUCUGCUUUAUAAAUUACUGCAAACUAAAAGUAAAUAUCCUUUGCAUGCAGCCGUACGUUUGAUGCGUGAAGAUGUUGUAUUUCUGUAUUUGGUAGAAAAGAAUGCAGAGCUUCCAAAAGCGGUAAAUGCUGUCGAUCACAAAGGAGAACUGGCUCUAGAAAUUGCUCUGAAAACUCGCCAGCCAUCUCUGGCUCGCACAUUAGUCGAACACGGAGCAGAUUUAAGCGCAAAGGAUGCAAGAGGUCUUUCUCUUCUUCAUUCAGCUAUUCUGAAAGGGGAUUCUUAUUCGGCCGAAUUCAUAAUCGAUCAAUUAGAAAACAACGGUAAUAUGCAGAAGUUAUGCGAGGCUGUAAAAAUCAUGGAUAGCGCGGACAAUUCAGCUGAUCUCAAACAGUUGGAAGGUUGUACCGCGUUGCAUCUGGUAACGAAGCAUAAUGUAGAGAAUAUGCUAGCAAUUGGCUCAAGAUUACUCCAAGCAGGAAUUGAUCCUAAUUUGCAAGAUCGUAGAGGAUGGACUGCGCUUCACUGCUGUAUCUUAGAGAAAAACGAGAUGCUGUUUAAUUUGCUAUUGGAGGCGAAAAAUAUUGAUGUAGACCAAACCACAAAUGAGGACGAUACACCGUUGUGUUUUGCGAUGAAGACGGUUCCUUUUAACGAGUACUUUGCAUCAAAAUUAUUAGCUAAAGGCGCUAUACCGAAUCCAAUCUACAACACCACCGGAGACACAUUGCUUCAUAUCCUAACGCGCGAACGUAGAGAAGAAGCGGCAUUAUUUUUAGUGGAAUACUGUAAAAAUAAUUUAACGAAAACCAACAACGAAGGUUUUACGAUAUUACACGAAGCGUGCAAAGUUGGUUUAAAAGAUCUGACUCGGGCUUUCUUGAAGAACGGACUGUCGACUGACGCGGUCACGUUUAAUGGCGAUGCGCCGAUUCAUUUAGCUAUUUCGAAUCUCUAUACCGAUAUAGUUGCCGAGUUACUUGAUGCUCCUGAUGUAAAUUUACAAUUGACUAUUAAGAACAAUUUAAACGAAACACCUUUGAACCUGGCUAUAAAAGCGCCAUUUAAAAAGGGCAAAGAUAUCGUAUUGGCUCUGAUCAAAGCCGGAGCUGAUGUAAAUGAACGCAACGAGGAAGGUUUGACGUUGUUGCAUCAAGCGAUAUUGAAGGAAGAUUCAGCUACGGCAAUAUUUCUAUUAGAAAACAACGCUGAUAUGAACAUAAAAACAGCCAAUGGAGAAACGCCGUUGCAAUUGUGCGUACAUUGUAGACUGGGCGAAGUAGUGGAAGCUCUUUGUAGACGAGGUGUAGAUACCUCAAUAGGAUGCCCGUUAUGGGAUGCUUUGGACUCAGAGCAAGAAGACGUAGCAUCAAUUCUUGUUAAGUACGGGGCUGAUACUGAUUGUUGGGGUCCUGGUCCAGAUGGUUGUCAGCAAACAUUACUACACAGAGCAAUCGAUGAUAACAAAGAGGAUAUCGCACAGUUUUUGAUCAGAAGUGGAUGUGAUUUGAAUGCUCCGAGACGACUCGGUCCAGAUGGUGGUGGCGGAGACGAGGCGAAAGAUGAAUGUACACCCUUGCAUUUGUGUUGUCAAUGGGGACUGGAACAAGUUGUUCAAACGCUAAUCGAGCACGGAGCCGAUGUAAAUGCUCGUGAUGCAGAAGGAAAGACUCCGGUACAUGUGGCAAUACAGAACCAACAUUCACAAAUCAUUUCCCUUUUGUUGUGCCACCCAAAUAUAGAUCUGAACAAAAGAGACAAAAAAGGACUGACGCCGUUUGCUACUGCUCUGACAGUUCGCAACAACAAAGCCGCACAAGCAAUAUUGGAGAGAUUACCUAAGGCCGCUGAACAAUACGACAACAAAGGCAGAAAUUUCUUGCACACUGCCAUACAGAAGAACGACAUGGAGAGCAUAUUGUUCUUACUGUCGAUACAAGUAGACGUAAAUUCGAGAAUACGCGAUGUUACACAAACGCCACCUUUACAUCUUGCCGCUGUAUCUGGAAAUGAAAUGUUGGUGCGAAGCUUGAUCUUGGCAGGUGCCCGUGUCAACGAUACAGACGCGAACAGAAACAGCGCGCUGCAUGUGGCAGCUAAAGAAGGUCAUGCUGCCGUUGUUUCCGCGCUAUUGCAAAAUAAUAUUAAUUUUGAUGCGGUAAAUGCGGACGGCGAUAAUGCACUGCACGUAGCUGUGAGAGAAGGUCAUGUGUCGGUUGUACGGACUUUAUUAACCGAAUGUACGCUGGAUGCGGAAGCUGUGAAUUUAAAAGGACGUAAUCCUCUGCACGAACUGGCUAGAUGUGCGAGGGACAACGCCGCGACGAUAUGUGAUCUAUUUUUGGAAUGUAUGUCGCAAUAUCCAGUUAACAAUGCAGAUUUGGAUGGAAACACACCAUUGUUGAUCGCGUAUAUGAAAGGUAACAGUAAUCUUUGUAAAACAUUAGUCAAAGCCGGAGCGUGCCUAGGUUCGAUGAACAAAGACGGGAUAACAAUUUUUAACUAUCAAGUACCAACAAAACAGCUACUGUAUAGAUUAUUAGAUUCUUUAACGCAAGAAGCACCGUGGUCCGACAAGGAUUGCUGCUUGGAAUGUGGAACAAAAUUCUCUCUUACGAUGCGUAAGCAUCACUGUCGACACUGCGGACGAAUUUUGUGCAGCAAGUGUUCUGGUCAGGAUGUACCAAUCCUGAAAUUCGGUUUAAAUAAACCAGUACGUGUAUGUAAUGUAUGCUUUGAUGUGUUGCUGGGUACAGACUGAAUAGAAUCUUUGCAGUAAGAGUUUAUAUAUAUAUAUAUAUAUAUGUAUUUACACUGUUCAACGAGAGAAUUAUCAUCGGUCUGCGCAUAUGGGAAAGCGGAUAAAAUAAAAACGCGCGGGACAUCCGCUGGCAGUUAAUGGCAACUGCGCGAGCAGCACUGGAAUGGCUUUCUAGUAAGAGAUAUGCACAAAAUGGAGGAGUUUUUGUCCGCUUUUAUGAUAUUCUCUCGUUAAACUCUGUAGCGUGUGUGUGUGUACACGCGCGCACAUGCACAUGCAUAUAUUAAAUUAGACACUAAAAGAUCAUUCCGAUGUUUUUUACAUUAAAAAAAAAAAUAUAUAUAAAUUGAAUUAAAACUCUAUAUACUAAUUGACAUAUAUGCCUUCACCUUUUGAGAUCAGAAUUAUUUUUGUAGUUAUUGCUUUGUUUCUGAAUAUUCGACGAUAGAAUCAAAGCACUCCCAAACAUUGUUCUUUCAGACAACUAUGUGAUCAGAUAUUACAUAAAGCAUUCAGAAACAUACAACAACUGACAAUGAGUAAAUUUUGAUAAUUCUUGAUCUC